AACAGGAAUAAGAAACGCAUUUUUUAUCUGAGUCUCAAUUCUUUAUAAUAGAAUUUAGAAAAUAUAGAUGGUUCUUUUAAAUAUUCUCAACUUAUUUACGUUUCGUAAAUAUUAAACUUGUGCCGAGAAAAAUGUUAUAAUGGCCACUUUUGAAAAUAGGUUGAGUCGUAGAAAAGGUAAACAUGGUGGCAAUACGUAUAGGUUAGACACUAAAAAUAAAACACCUGAAGAUAAUAUAACAGAAAUAAUACAAGGUCUGUACUCAAAGAAAUCUUUUCACAAUGAUACAUCACCCACAAACAAAAAUUUGCCUUCAGACUUUAGACUGGGCAGGCUAACACAGAAAAGUAGUUCUGACAGUUAUAGGUGGUCCUAUCUAGACGCAUUAGUCACCUUACUUAAUAAGGAAGACAGAAGUAAACUCGGAUUUACUUCUGAUGAGUUGAUGACAUGCAUCCGAAUAAGUCUUGUUGAUGAAUCUAUGGUCAUAAGAGCUGCUGCACUUAGAGUAUUACGAUAUUUAAUUAAAACAGAAAGUGAUGUUGCAACCUUUAAUACUUUGAAACUGCCAUAUCUAGUUAUCAGGUCUAUGGAUUUAAUGCUUCACAAUGAAGAGGAACGAGCACAAGCAUUAAAAGUAGUGAGACGUGUCAUUGCUGUCGUUGGUGCUAUUGAACAAGGCCAAAGGCGCUACCGUGCAGCAUACAUAGACCAAGGUCUGUUACGUUGUCUAGCAGCUGUUGCUCGAGCAGGUAGUGCUGGAGAUGGAAGUAGCAACAGAUUAUCAAGACCAGCUAUUGCGACUCUAGCUGAAAUAUGUGUUUUAAAUCCAGAUCUGUUUAUAUCAUGUGGAGGAGUAACUGCAGUAACAAGACAACUUGCAGAAUGUGCCACACCACGUAUGGCAGAGGCUUUAUGUGGUGUACUUUUGCAUACACUCAAUGAUCCAAAGUCACGAAGUGCUGCUAGAAUCGAUCUAACAUGUCUCAAUUCACCCUACUGUGAUUUUCAAUAUAAACCAGCAGGAACUGAUACCAGCAGAGACGAGCGCGAGAUGCGUUUCACGUGCAGCCGACUGGCGCUGCUAUGCGUGCUGCGCAGCUGGCCCGGCCUGCUGCACUUCUGCCAUCCGCGCAGCGCGGGCGGGCUGCGCGCUCUGGUCGCCGCGCUCUACCUGCCGCGGCUUGAGGUCCGAAAAGCAAUAUUGGAUUUACUAUAUGAAUUAGUUGGACUGCCACAACCAGAUUGGACUGAUGAAAUUUCGGUAGCAUUGGAUGCCGUUGACCCGUCUGAUUUUCAAGAUUCUUGGCGAUUGAAUGAAGGAUUUGUGGCAGCCGAAGGUACUGCCAUUUUACCGCACCUCGGUGCUACCGGCCCUGACAUAAUCGAAAAUCACCUCGCACUGUUACUACAAUGCUUUUUAGAGGCUGGUCUCCUAGACGGAUUGGCCGAAGUGAUAGUGACGAGCGACACAUUCAUAUCGGUCCGAGCGACCGUGCUCCUCGGUCAACUGUUGCAUUUGAUACACCUCUUCCUACCCCCUCAAAUAUGCAGCAUAACUCCGGCGCUACCGUCGCUUAUCUCGCAGGCGUCGGCCGGCAAGCCGCAGGCGUUGGCGGCAGUGGCCGCCCUGUGCCGACUGCACGCCACGCUCGAGGCGCGGCCCGCAAGCAACAGCCUGUUCCUCGACCACAUCGUGCAGUACUGCAGCGGCGCCUUCCGGACCAAGGUGGAAGACUUCUCGAAGAGCCGGAAGGAGAGAGACAACGCCGACAUGGCCAAACCGAAGUGCAACCGGGACUCAUCGCACGACGAAAACGGCGAGUAUCAGAACGAAUCGGACGUGGAGACGGAGCCUAAGCAGCGGCACAGCGUGGGCUCGCGCGCCGACGUGGCCGCGCGCAACGUGAGCGCGCUCGUCAAGAGCAAGAGCGUCAGCUCGCGCACCACGGCCGCCGUCAGCAAGGUCACCAAGUCGGCCAAAUUCUUCAGUCUCUUCGAGCGCGACUGUGACAGCCUGCUCAGGUCUUCGUUCGUGAUGCAGAACAAGGAUGGUAAUACCUGGAAUUGGGAAGUGAUACGAACUAUAUUAAAGGAAACCGACGGCACGCCGUUAUUAAAUUUGAGUGAUAGUGGACAUAAAGCAUGGGCCAGUCGCAUAAUAAACUAUUUAAAACCAUCUUCGAAUAAAUACUCUCAUACUGAUCUAUCCACAAUUGGUAAUGGACAUUCCGCCACUCGCGCUGGUUGUCAAUUAAUUAGAAAGCUACUGUGUCACAAUGAUGCUGAUUCACAAAGACUAUUGGAAGACCUAUUUAACGACGUCAGUCGACAGAUUGAGGCGAUUGAAACUGGUCGUAAGGCUCACGAGUGCCUCUUCAGUCCACAACACAUGUGCAACACUAUGUGUCAGAUGUACUUUUUGUUCAUUGGACAACUGUGUCAUUCUCAUACCGGACUGAGACUUUUUAAGAAGACGAGGCUUUAUGAAAAUCUCCUUGAAUUGUCAAUAAAAACUCAUCAUAGUUGUUACGUUAAAUUAGUGAUAUCGAGCUUAGACUACACAUUGGAUUCGAGUCCAAGAGAUAUUCUUGCCAAAACGCUAACAUGCAAUAUAUUAGCGUCGAGAUUGUACGCCACACAGUUCCUAAAUGUACUCCUACGAGCCUCGCGAAAAUCGAGAGAUUUAGUCAGAAAAAAAUCGAAGUUAAAAAAGAAUAUUGUACAGGAGCAAUGGAAGUUUACUUCUAGAGAUGAAACAGAUACGAACGGGCUAGAUAUGGAUACUUGGAUUCUGCAAAUGUUAGUCGGACAAAUCAAAGACGAAUCUAAAACUGUCGUGAAAUGCGCUCUGACCAUCUUAGAAGAAGCCUAUAGUGUACCAAUCUUCUUCGAGAAAUUAAUGACAAUGAAGGAUUCCCUGGGGCAGAACUGUCGGCUGGAUAGAACCGCCGAACCUUCGUCGUUAGAUUUCUCAGCUGUAGGCGACAGGGGCUACCUCCUGUGGCUGGGACUCGAAGUGGCCGCCGCCGCGCAAAAUACUGACGCAUAUUCUAUCGCUUUCGUCAAAAAACAUCUCGAUUUUUGGAACAAGUCAUACAAUUAUAGAUACGUGCGGCUGGUGGAGGCGGGCGUGCACGAGGCGCUGGCGCUGUCGGAGGGGGGGCGCCGGCCGCGCGCGGCGCGCCGCACGGCCCGCCCGCCGCCGCACGUGCUGGGCGCGCUGGCCGCGCUCGCGGCGCUGGCGCCCGCCGCCGGCGCGCUGCUGGCCGCCUGCCUGCCGCACCACUACAGGAUUCUGCAGAAGAAGAAAUGCGUCACCGAACAGGAAAUUGUCGAUCUGAAAGCGUCUCUGUGGGCAGUCGGAAAUACGGCGGUGACACCGCAGGGCUUGCAGCAACUGAUGAAUUUGAGUAACGGAUUUCUGGAAGACGCGGUUCCUGUGCACAUCGUGCGGCUGGCCAAAUACAGCCCCGUGUACUCAGUGCGAGCGACCGCCUUCUACGUCCUCGCACUAAUUGGUAGCACCUACGAUGGCGCAAAUCUGCUUGCUGAUUUAGGUUGGUUCUGCGUCAGACAUACUAGACACGAUCAAUUCCCCGUUAUUCCGGAUGAAAACUUCGUCCAGAUGAUGGAUCUUCAGGACAAUGGUCACGCUUUUAUCACUUCGCCCGACCGACGAUUUUUUGACAUCGAUUUGAGUGAACACUCCGAUCACACCGAUCAAAGUACUGCGGAAAGUUUACAUUCCGAGAUAACGAAGUUAAAUCGAACCAUUGGGUCGAUAUCUACCGAGCAAGACAAAGACCAAGAUGUGCUAGAUCCUAAAAUAAAUAUUUUCGAGCGCCGCGAUGCCGAUAAGAGGAAGUCGCACACACUCCCAACGCAAGGAUCAAGUUCACACGAACGUUCGCUAACCGAGUCUCGAACUGUAGAUAUUCUGAGAGACUGUUCGAGUUACGAACGCGGUCCUUACAGAUUGCACAUGGAAAAUAAAUAUACAAGGAAUUACUCACUGGAUCACUCGUAUGAAGGCCGAGAGAGACACACCAGUGAAUCGAGUACUAGUGGAGUGAGCAGUUGCGAUUCGUUCCUCGGGAAGUAUGUUAUCCCCGAGCGCGUGCCCAAGCUGAGCCCCAUCCCCAGCUCGUCCAGCCUGCACGGCGCGCGCAGCGGCGGCGCCACGCAGCGCGCGCGCCCGCCCGACGUGCGCCGCCGCACCUCCACCUCCAGUUUUACAACACCAGAAGUUGCCAGUUCACCUCCUACUCAGAUGGACCUGAGAGGAUAUGCCACACUGCAAACUCUUAAUAAACACAGAAGGCCGCAUCAUGUGUCAGAAAGUGAUGCAAUGAGUUCCAGCGAUGUCGAUGUUUUGAGCUGGUUGCCCUACGACUCCAAUCAACGUGCGAAGCCUUUUUCCUCGCUCCGAGAUAGAGCAAAGUCUAUUCGUGAGAGGAUGACUAAACUAAGCCUGCUGGAGUACGACUGGAAGCCGCUGUGGGCGGGCGAGGGCGCGGCGCGCGCGGCGGCGCCCAGCGCGCCCCCCCGCCCCGCGCCCGCCGCGCGCGCGCUCUACUACAUGGGCAUCUGCCUGCCCGCCAACCUGCUCGACCUCUUCCCCUUCGACAACGAAGAAAAAGAAGCAGAUGGUGACGAGGAUCAAUGUGGAAAUAGAGUGACGUCUUAUUUAGGAGAAUUUACGACUUUGGACAAUCGAUCACGCACGCCUGAUAGCCAUAACUUUGGCUUUCAUAAGAGUGCGGCCGCGCGCACGGCGACGCCGGCCGGGGGCAGCGCGGCCGAGCGCGCGGCGGCGCGGGAGGGCGGCGACGCGGGCGCGGCGUGGCGCCACGCGGCGGCGCACUGCCUCGCCUGCGUGCGCACGCGCCCGCCCUCCUCGCACGAGCUCCGAGAGGCCUUCUUCGCCGAGCCGACGUACGCCGAGGCGCGCGUGUCGAGCGAGGCGGGCAGUCCGCAGGCGCAGCUGCUUCGCCACGUGCUCUUUAUGUCUAACCCCAUACACCUGAAGCAGGCACGUUCUGCGUUGCUGUCUCUCAAGCAAAGACACCCUGAUGUGUUUCGUAGCCCUUGCGUGUACUCCGACGUGUGCGCUCUUCUGUCAAGGGACACGUACAUGCUGUACUCGCGUAGAAUUCUACAAGAACUGUUCCUAGACACGAACUUCGACUGCUUCUUCGAUGAGCCAGCCGCUAUACUUUCGCGGCAUAACAAUAUAACCUCUAGUUUACCACCGACUGUCGAAAUGACGCAAUAGUAUUCAUUAUUUAUCAUUUCUCUUACGGAAAUCAUCGUCAUCAUCGUCAGCAGCAACAAUAUAAUGUCGUAAAAAUGUUGAAUUAUUUAUUAUGAGAUUGUACGAGUAAGGUUUCUAUUGUUAAUAAUUAAUAAUAAUCAUAUCUCUUAGAAAUUAAGGAUCGAAAAUCGAACCUUAAUUUUUCGGUUCGUGGCUGACUGUAUGAUUAAUUAAAUUUACUACGCAAAGUUGCUUAACACGGUGAGGCCUUUAUCUUGAAAGUUAAUUUGUGGGGUUAGUAUUAUUCAUUUAAAACGUAUUCUUUAUUCUGAAUUAUUUACAAUAUAUAAAUAUUUGAACACCGAAAAUUCAGAAGAAGAGUGAAAUAAAAAACAAGAAUAUAUCGAAUAAAAUAAAAUGAUAAACCGAGAGGUACUUUCGUAAGAAAUAUGAAAUUCUUAAAUAUUGAAAUGUAUUUAUUUGCCAGAAUCUCAGCUUUGUUAUUAUUCUGAUAUAUUGCUUUAUUUGUAAUAGACUUAAUAAUAUAUUGCCAAAUAACUAAUGAUUGCCAGAAAUAUAAUUCUUAAUACUUUUAAGAGAAUAUUGAACAAACCAUUUGUAUAUAAACUUCCGACUUUUAAUCACGGCAUUGAUAAAUAAUUACAGUCCAUUACUGAGCAUAUAUAUUAACAAAUAGCAUUAAAAUUAUGAACAUAAAUUAUCAACAUUCCCAAAAUUAUUAUUGUAUUUCUCGAAGUAUACUUAUAUAGAUGUAGGAUAAUAAUAGUCUAGAUCCACAUAUGAAUAUUCACGAAUCCCUAUUCAAAAGACACGUCGUAGUUGAGAAAUAGGGUAUCGAGCAUAAAUAUCAUAAUUAAAAAAAAAUUAAAAAUAGACUAUAAAAUGUAUUAGAAGCUUUCGAAAAAUCGGUUUAAUGUAAUUAUUUUGCUGUUCCACUCAACCAUGACAGGCAGACCAGGCAAAAAGUGUAAUCAUUAAUUUGUUACUAAUAUAUGUAGCAUAUUCCAAUGUCAGAAGGAGAUAGAUAACGAUAAUUACACUUACAUAUUCGAUUUGCUAAAAGCCAUGCUAUAUAACCCUUUACUUAUAAUACAACACUAUUCCACUUAACUAUUUAUAUCCAAUUUAGCUUUCCUUCCAAAAUUCCAAUGACAACUCCACCGACAUUCAUCGAAUCCAUAACGAAUACCAUACAUUAUUUUAGACCAAUGACGGCAUGUCAAUUCAAGGUCAAAUUUGUUUAUUUGUCUACUGCCAUUGGAGUGGCCUCUAGUGACAUGUCCCUUCCCCAUAUGACUACCUCGUGUUUUAGAUAUAAACUAUGUGUGAAUAGCUGCUCGUAAUAUUUUAUUUUAAAUAAUGGAGUUUAGUUGCCUGACACGUUGCGUUCGUAGUUUUUGUGCGUUCAUUUGUAUGUAAAUUGAACAAACAAAUUUGUUUGCUCUACAAAUUAACACACAAGCAAGUGUAGCUAGUAGUAUUUUGUUCCUGGGAGUACAUAUAUACAUAUGUAGCACCCCUAUUUAUAUUUAAUUAAGAGGUUCUGUAUAUUUAUUAUAAAAAGAAACGUGUGGAAUGUAGAUGCAGGUAUUCGUUUAAUAAUUGAUUUUCUAUUGUAUAAAGUUUGUGUGAUUAUUUUUCAUGUUAUCUCUAUUCUGUAGAUAUGCAAAGCCUAUAACAAAAAUUGUCAAUUAAAUGUUCGAUCGCUAAGAGAAUGCGUGACAAGUUCCUGAUCGGAUGGACGACGUAACUGUGAAGUGUCGAAGAACUCACGAUAACAAUAUUAUCAUCCUUUAUUUGUCCUACUAACGAAUAAUACAAUUUAAAGUUAUUGGUUUUACCUGUUAAUAUUGUUUAGGGUGUGCUUCUUACGAAUUUCCAAUCAAUGAUGAAAGAAAAUUCGCGUUUAACUAAACAUCCGGUAAAUAAUGUUUAUAAGUUAUGUCAAUGUCGUUAUAUCAACUUUUAAAUGGUUAUUUGAACUAUGAAUUUCUGUAUUCUAUCACUAGUCAUGACCAAUUAAUGAUAAACGCCAGAAAAGCAUUCUCCUAGCCGACGGGCCUUAGUAGUCAUCAAUUUCAUUUAUAUUCUUCGUAUAUCUUGUAUGUAUUUGUUUCGAGUUUACGUUAAAUACACCAUUUAACUUACUAAGAAUUAGUUCAAUUUUAAAUUGAUUAGAAUUGAACCAUUUUUUUUUUGGUAUAUAUGUAUGAAAUUAUUGCCCUAAUUCAAUAGAUUGUGUACAAAAUAUUUAACAACUGAAAAUGUUUUUGUAAUCAAUUUCUAAUAAUUAUAUAUUAUUUUUAUGCCAAAUCACGAACAGAUUUUUAAACACAUCUUUAAGUUGAUUUGGAUUUUGUUUUGAAAAAUUUUGUACAAAAUCUAAUAAUAUAGACUACAUUAAAAUCUCAAUACACUAAGUAUCGCUCCAGUUUCCUAUUUUUAUAUGUAAAAUUAAUAUAUAUUACCGCUGUUCAUUUGAAACACUGCCAAUGUUUGAACCUAACCCAACUGCCCAUUACUAAGUUUUUUGUAUUUUUUUAUAUACAUUUGUAAAAUUAUUUUACCGUAUUAAUUGAAAUGUGUUCGUUUAUAUCGAAAUAAUUUUAAAAAUGUGCUAGCCCUUGACAAUUUUUGAUUUUUUAUGUAUCUAAUUAUCGUGAAGAUAUUUAACGUCUAAAUUGUGUGCUACAAUAUUGAUAAAGAAUAUCCAAUGAACACAAUGAUCAUAAAAAUAAGACAAAUUUCACAUAUAAUUUCUUAACAUGUAAGCGAUAGCGACUAUUGAACUAUUUUAUUUAUGCGACUAUCAAAUUAGUUUAAUUGAUGACAAUUAAAUUCACCUCUGCCUAUUCUAGUGAUGUAUCCCACCUAUAGUCAAAAAAUGACUCCAAUAUUAUAUGCAACUCGUAGUUAAUACACCGCUGUGUUCAAACAUUUAGCGAAUCUUAUAUUUGCAUUUGUCUUGCUUCAUUCGUUGUUGAACUAAAAUAUAUACAGUUUAUGUUAUGAUAUUACAAAUAAAUGAUUUAAACGUGUAGGGUGUCACUUAUUUACAAUACAUAUUUGUUAAUAACUUGUUAUCGUCUCAAUAUUAUAAUGUAUAGAUUAAGUUAUCUUUUCCUUUAGAUGUAUUUGUUAAAUUAUGAUUUAUUUUAUUUAAGGUUCUCAAAGAUAAACUACAGUAUUCCUAUAAACAUUUAGCCUAUCUUCUGUUGUAGUUAGACUUCUCGACAUCUGCAUUUAUAUUAUAUAGUUUUAGGUGUUUCUUUUUAGAUAUCAUAAAGUAAAAGUGAAAUAUGAUCAGUUGUUCCGUCGAUAAGGCUAGUCUAUAUGAGGUAUACGAUGCCGCGAUUAUUUUAAAGACAAUAGAAAAAGUUAUUAUUUGAGGAAGAUUUUCUUAAAGUUGCUAUAUAAUGUAGAUAAAAUCCUUUUUCAUUCAUAUUAUAUCUAAAACAUUGCUAAAUAUUAAAAAAAAAUAACGAAAUAUAGUGCCAUUGAGCCAGUUCCUUGACUACUAAUUACAUUUUCAUUAUAUUUAACAUAUUGUAACAGA
This is a messenger RNA of Vanessa atalanta (red admiral), 8834 nucleotides long. It is a transcript of the gene rictor, whose product is annotated as rapamycin-insensitive companion of mTOR. Gene Ontology annotation, cellular component: TORC2 complex. The transcript is spliced from 24 exons. Gene Ontology annotation, molecular function: protein serine/threonine kinase activator activity. The coding region runs from base 140 to 5278 and encodes 1712 amino acids. The record is from RefSeq and is a predicted model, not a curated record. Gene Ontology annotation, biological process: TORC2 signaling; positive regulation of phosphatidylinositol 3-kinase/protein kinase B signal transduction. Lineage: Eukaryota; Metazoa; Arthropoda; Insecta; Lepidoptera; Nymphalidae.